AAUAUCAUUUUGUCAGAGUUGCCCAAUGGUAAAUUUGUGGUGAAAUCAUCCAGUCACUUGUUGGGAUCAAAUGCGACGCACAAGACUAUCUCUCAGGAAAUUGGAACCUUUGAAAAAACGAGAAGAUGAUUUUACAAGUACUGUUUCUGAUUGCAUCCGUUUCCGGUGCUACAAAUACCGGCGGAGAGCCACGGAAUCAUACCUCCUUUAAACAUCUCACUACGACACGUGAAUUCAUCGACAAAACCCUACUGAUCAAGUUCAUCCUAGACAACCAUUGGCACAUCUACAUCGCGGCUCCCCCUGGUUUCGGCAAGUCUACAAACCUGCAAAUGCUCCGGGAUUUCUUUGCCUUGGAUGUCAAUUCUCAUGGAUACUCUAUUAACGCGGCCGAGAUCCUGAAAACGGAUGCAACCAUUCAGAACGCCCUCGAUAAGUGUAAAGGCCUUCGGAACGUCUUGACAAAAAGAGUGGCUUUUCUAACUGACAGUGAGGGCCACUCAAUACACGGGAAUGUUACGAAACCUCAUGGUGUCUACCCUCUGAAAAACUAUGAAACUUUCUCAAAGCCAGCACUGCAAAUACUGGAGCAGUUUCCGGAGUUGUUCUUAACCCAAUUUGCUCGCUAUCCUGUUCUUUUGCUCGACUUUGGAACUCUGUCUACAAUUUCUGAUCAAGACCAUUUGCGCUCUUUUCAAAGAAUGCUUUCGGAGCUGUUUAAACCAUUUUGUUACUUGUUAAAGAGUAACAGGCUGACCCCAGACAACAAGGAUGAAUUUUUACUCUACCGCGACCAAUUUGAAAAACUCAGCCUAGACGAGAUCACGGUCGGAGGAGAAACACUUGCCCGACUCUUAUCAACACAUCAUCACCGAAAAUCGAUCGUUUUAGUGGACAACUUCGACGCACCCAUCCGCGAAGCGCUUCUGGCACCACAUCUCAAUGAUAGAAGUUUCAAGGGGAUCAUGUGGGGUGUUUCCCGAUUUGUCAAGUUGCUCAUAAAAAGUAGGUUCGUCCACCGGACCGUGGUGACGGGUACUGUCAGAGUCGACGUUUUCGGACUGACGCAUUUCCCCAUCUUUGACGAUGAUUAUUUGCAUCGGUAUUACGGCCUGACAGAAGGUGAUGUUUCUGAGCUAGCUAAACGCUUUGAGAAACAAAAAAAUAUCGCUGACGUUAGAAAAUGGUACGGUGGCUACAGAACAGCAGGCGAGGGUCAAACUAUCUACAACACACGCUCAACGCUCACUUUUUUUAAAACGGGCGAGCUAAAACCGUACCGGUAUCAGUGCAUGAAUUUCAAAACAUUAAAAAACCUUUUGGAGUUUGAGAAAGUAGGCCAAUUUAUGGAAGACGCGUUUGACAAUAAAACCCGGCUGCAUGUCCGGCAGAAGAUUCCACAGAAGCUCCUGGAGCAAGUGCGACAAACUGUAUUCGGCACAAAUCAAACUUACAUCCAUAAAAACGUAAUUCUGCAGAUUCUCCUUGAUCAUGGCUUUUAUACCGUCCAAGACAGAGAUACCCUACACAUACCGAACUUCGAGGCAAUGCUGGAUAUCAAAAACUUGAUUUUCGACCGAGAAUACUACAUCAAUAAACUAAAAAUCAACGACCACAUUAUUGAUAACUUCGUGCAGAGCAUUGAGCGACUGACAGGAGAGGAAGCGUCUUUCAACAACUUCUCCGCAGCUGUUACAGAACUAUUCAAACAUCGCAUUCCGCGAGGUGCAAGGGAAACAGCUCACACCUUGCUCACUUUGGUAGCAGACGCUCACAAGUUCAGCUUGUUGCGUGGUCAGGAGACUCUGGAAAGCGACCGGCAAGAUGUGCUCGUUAAGCGGUCUAAAGAAAUAGGCAUUGUGAUUGGGAUCAUCGUGGGGUCGAUUAACAAAAUAGCGCUGAAACCUGUAUUUCUCAGGAGCUUACAAGUGUUUCCAGACUGCAAAUUGAGGGUUGCCAUCUUGUUAGGUUUGAAACCGCACGGACUAAUCGGAGAUCUUGAGGUUCUUUACGCACUUGACAAUCGCACUGAAACCAGAAUCACACUCUGAAUAUGGACGGUUGGACACGUAGCUGAAUGUGGGAGUCAUUGGUCCGGUAUUGAGUAGUCACACACGAGGAUAGGGACUCUCAGCAGAUAUUAGUUUGUCUGAACUAUUCGAAUAAGUAUAAAACAUAUUUAGGAUGAAAAAGACCUAAAAUUA
Messenger RNA from Bemisia tabaci, 2204 nucleotides. RefSeq lists its product as uncharacterized. The record is from RefSeq and is a predicted model, not a curated record. NCBI's taxonomy places the organism in Eukaryota, Metazoa, Arthropoda, Insecta, Hemiptera, Aleyrodidae.